AAGUGUGAAAGAAAGAAAGGGAAAGGGAAAGGGAAAUGGAAACGGACAUGGAAAUGGAGAUGGAGAUAGAAGAUGGGGUGUUGAUAAUAACAGAUUCAAUCUCUGUAAACGCAAGAAUUGUGGUUUGGGCUCUUCAACAUUUCUCUAUUCCUCUCAAGGAUUUGAGGAUCAUCACUCAAGCCUCACUACUUGAAGGAAGCCUUUAUUUUAAGUCAUCUUCAUUGUCAACUGUUAUCUCAAUCUCAGAGAAACCUGGGUUUCACAACCAACUUUGGCUGUUAGAAUUGGUGAAAGUGCUUAAACCUGGCGGUUUUGUGUUCUUACAAGAACCAUCAUUGUUCAUCAAUGGGAACAAGGAUUUUGCUGUUGGCGAGUCUAGAGCUUGUUUAGAGCGCAAUCUUUUAUUUGCGGGUUUCUAUUCAGUGGAAGGUUUUGAAUGCCUUGAUCAUACUGGUGAAAUUGGAUGUUCAAAUCAAGAGUUUGAACUUAUUGCGAUCAAAGCAAGAAAAACAUGCUGCAAUGUAGAGUCAUCUGCUCUCCAAAAGAAAAAGAUUCUCAGAGUUGAAACUCCAACAGUUGCUGCCGUUAACACAUUACAAUCACGUAUUGAGGAUGUAGAUGACUUUAUUGAUGAAGAUACUUUGCUUACAGCAGAAGAUUUAAGUAGGACUGAGUUGCCAUUAGACAAUGCUUUUGUUUUAAGGGAACGGAUACGUGAGCGUAAUCGCCUUUACCAACGUAGACGCAGAGCAAGAAUGACAGAAGAACAAAAGAACCGUGAAAAGGAACGAAGGCGACAGUAUAUGCAAAACCGCAGAAUACAGCCAAUCAGUUAUGAAGUACCACUCCCUCCAGCUAGCUACAAAGGAGCAGAAGAAAGUGACCAAAAUCAACAGUGUGCUCAGCAGCUUCGAGAAUCUAUAGUUGAGAUGGAAAACAACCAGGGCAUGGGAGCUGGUGAAGCUUCAUAAUGUAAAGGAACCUUUGUGGCAGAGCCCCAUUAGACUGGUAGACAUGAAAAUUUUUAUAUUCUAGUGCUGUAAUGGCUGCUGGUUUAACCUAUGAUUGUGUAAAUAUCAGAAAGAAUGUACAAGCUGGUAACAGUUUGCCAAUUCACACCAUUAUACGAGCCACUGAAUCUACGGAUGCAGUCAGAAACCUGGAAUUUAUACAUGUGAAUGAAGAUAAGUGGGAAUAUAAUUGCAAGUUGUAAUAUAUAGUUUUAGAAAAUGGGAGCAGUGCUGGUCUUAGUGUAAAGAAGACUCUGCCCCACGAUGUUUUAUCAUUUUGAAUUUAAUUUCCUAUGUAUAGGGAAAAUAUGAUGGAUCAUGGGCUUUUUCUUCUGAUCUGUGUUGUGUAUACAAAUUACAAAGUAAUAAUCCUGGAUUCUGAUACUUGUGUUCGAGUCAUCAGAUAUCUCAAUUACUGUAUGGAGAUACAAUCUUAUUUUUACUAGUGUCCAAUUGAUUGGCACAA
Messenger RNA from Vitis riparia (riverbank grape), 1476 nucleotides. RefSeq names its product anamorsin homolog 2-like. Gene Ontology annotation, biological process: iron-sulfur cluster assembly. Gene Ontology annotation, molecular function: iron-sulfur cluster binding. Gene Ontology annotation, cellular component: cytoplasm. Bases 36 to 971 code for a protein of 311 amino acids. The transcript has 5 exons. NCBI's taxonomy places the organism in Eukaryota, Viridiplantae, Streptophyta, Magnoliopsida, Vitales, Vitaceae. The record is from RefSeq and is a predicted model, not a curated record.